Messenger RNA from Nezara viridula (southern green stink bug), 1933 nucleotides. Lineage: Eukaryota; Metazoa; Arthropoda; Insecta; Hemiptera; Pentatomidae. The record is from the annotation of a GenBank genome assembly.
GAUAUAUUGAUUUUUUUUUUCAUGUGAUAUAAAAUUAACCUAAAACAAUUUAAUUUUAAUCAAUAGAGAAAUUCUUUCUCGUAAAUUAAAGUUCAUAUAUUUUCAAUGUCACAUGUUUCUUUUUUCAUAUGGGUUAAAGAAAAAAAAAAGAAAGAAUAAAAAAAUAUGAUUAUUUCUUAUUUUUUGGAAUACAGGAAGAUUUUCUAUGGUGUAGACGUUUCAGUGACUAUUCUUAAACAGUAAAAAAACCUAUACAGAAUGCGGAUGAAUGCCAAAUACAGGUUUCUGAAGAAUGUUCUGUAGAUGAAAUCGGAAUUGGAAGAGAAACUACCAAUGUCAUAAGUAUAAUAUUGUAAAACGCUGUUAAAGGUUAUGGUUAUAGAUACUAUUUCAGUACUCGGGAUGUGCAACCUUUCUUACACAUGUCAAUUUAUCAACAAAGCAAAGGUAUAUAGGAAUUGUUGACAUUGUAUCUAAAGUUGACUUCGCCAAUUAUUAACUCCGACUUUGUGAAUAGAUGUUCUUCUGUACGUAAUAAAUCAUGAAGUGAGCAUAAUAGACCCGCAUGCUGUUGAAGAUAAUGCGGGUAUCUGAUUGCCUCAGCACUACUUGACUCAACGCGGUCCCUAAUGUCUUCAUUAAAUUUAUAAAGUGUGUAACCUUCAAGUACUGCGUCUUUUCAACAGAAUUUUUCGAUAUAAGAGAUAAUAUUACAUUUCAUCGGAACAUAUUGAAUUUCUUUUAUGAAAAAAUUGAAUUUGACUGGGAAAAAGUUGAAUAAGACCUGCUAUGCUAUAAUUUAUGAUUCAUGAAUUCAUGUAAAUAGGAAAGCAGCUAAAACAUAUCAAAACCAUAAUCUACUAAUUUGAAUAGAAGAAACGUCAAAUAGUAUUACUCAUUGCUUCAAAGAUUUAAUAAAAGGUAAACCAUGAUAUAUGAAAAAUAAAUCAUUAAAAUUUCCAUAUUAAUAUAAGUUAUUCAAGAUAUCGUUAAUUCAUAAACCCAAAUGUAUCAUUAAGUAUCGAUACGUGAAAAGAGAUAAUAAAUUCAUGGUCUGUAUUUAAUCACAUCAUAACCUUAUUAGUAAUUCCAUUAUUAUACAGGAAUUAUAAACUUAAUAAUGAUUAUCAUAAAUCAAUCAGAAAAAUAAUAAAAUUAAGAGAUGGUGAAGUAAUACGUAGUAUAAAAAUGACUAAGAAAGAGAUCGAAAAAAAAUACUGAAAAUAAAACUGUUAGAAAAAAAAUCCCGAUCAUAUGUUUUUUGUUUGUUGAAUGAGGUAGAAAGAGAUAAUUAAAAAAAACCUUCUACUAACUACCUCAAUUAACAAUGGCAACCUUACAUAGCGAAUUAUCGUAAGAAGAAAGGGCAUGUUUCCAGAUAUCACUUGCGAAGAGUGCGCUUGCAUCCGGUUGAAAAAAUGCCUUAUAUGCUGUGUAAAUCUCAAAUUGGGCUGCAUUAUAUCCGCUAUUAUAGAAGUUCUCGUAGGCGGCGGAUACUUGGCCUACGGUGUGUUGAAGACUUUGAACGCAGGUACCGGGGAUUGGGAAGCCGCCUUCAGGAGUCUUGUGGUGAUUGGUACCAUCCUCACCUUCUUGGGAAUCUUGGCCCUCUUCUGCACAUUCAAGUCGGAGAACCAGGAGAACUGGCUCUGCCUCGCCUACGUUCUUCAUAUACUCCUGGGCUGCGUCCUCGGCUGCAUCGGGAUGAUGGUGUACCCCUUCAAGAAGAUAUACUACGCCGUAGUGUUCAUAGCCGUUGAGAUAUUGCUUGCGGGAUGGACAGCCCUCGUUAUUAACAGUUACCGACUUAGUGUAAUGAACUGGGAACCGGUGAAACAAGAGGAGGUUGAGGGACAGAAAGGUAGUGAAAAGUAGACUUCCCUUUUCUUAAAAAAAUAAAAUAAUUUAAAAAUGCAUGACCUUAUCUCAGACU